AUGCUGAUGAUCAAUGCUGAACCCUCGAAAGCGCUGGGGGAAAAGCCGGAUGAGAUCGAUCAGCCGCUGGCUGCCAAGAGCGCUGCGCAACGCUGCGCGAGGCUGGCAGGCCCUUAUGUUGGGCAUCAACACCCGGCCAUCUCCUAUCACAGUGCUGCCGAACUCACACGGUACACUAAGUCCACACUCCACGGUCGUAUUUUCGUUCAACGGUCCGCUUUUGGCGUCUGUACAUCUGUCAGCCUUGUCAAUGCACUGCAGCGAUCGAAAUACGUCAUGCGCCUGGAGACGAGGAAAGGCGGAAAGGCGGAAAGGCUCUUGGUUGGAUACCCCUAG
Penicillium diatomitis is the source of this 336-nucleotide messenger RNA. RefSeq lists its product as uncharacterized. The transcript has 2 exons. The record is from RefSeq and is a predicted model, not a curated record. Lineage: Eukaryota; Fungi; Ascomycota; Eurotiomycetes; Eurotiales; Aspergillaceae. Bases 1 to 336 code for a protein of 111 amino acids.